Molecule: messenger RNA, 5205 nt
Organism: [Torrubiella] hemipterigena
Lineage: Eukaryota; Fungi; Ascomycota; Sordariomycetes; Hypocreales; Clavicipitaceae
Source: the annotation of a GenBank genome assembly
UCGCGCUCAUUGCUUCAUUGCGUCCUCUGGAACCUUUUUUCUCCUCCUCUCCCUCAUUCGACAUUCUACUCUUUUCCCUUUGCGGAUUGCUGUCCCCCAAUCCCUUCAUCUCUCCUACGCUCUUCAGCACAUUCUCUAAUUCUAAGCAGUAUCGACCUUGGCUGUCUCAAACCACAUUCUGCGCCGUUGUCUUUUUUUGUGGCCACCGCCUGCCAGCCAACUAUCCAGCCGCCUGUUAUCUUUUUCUUUGCAUCCAAUAGUCGUUGUGUGCGCCCACGCCUACAGUGCCUAUCGCUAUAUUCGCGACAGCCAACGAGGCACUUCCAACGCCAACACUACUCUCUCACCUCUACUACGCCAUCUCCUUAUUUUUCUAUUACUUGCUACUGCUCAUUGCCGUUUAUUUCAACUUCCGCUGUCGCCAACAAAGCCCAGCUUGCUGCCGCCGCUGAUCGACGCAUAGCGCGGGGCCGACUCCGCUGAAGAGAGCCGCGCAUUCCGCCUGCCGCCCUAAGGCUUGCUGCAGGACAUCACCAACGGCUUAUUGUGCUGUUGUCUAACACCCACACGUCGUCGACGAACCGUCCUGUUACAGGCACUGGCGCGACCGAGAAAGCAACCUCUACUAGCUCAGAAGUAUCACUGCGAGGCUUGCUUACAGGCCGUCCCAGUAGUGCUGGCGACGUGAUCCACGCACAAAUCUGCCACGAGUCAGAACGGCCUCAUGUCACAGCUCUAGCACAUCCAUCAUCCUGGCUGUAGAAAUACGAAGACGGCUCGGACGGCGCCAUCAACUUAAAGAUAUAAAACAAGCAUAAAGCGUCCCUUACCGUGGCUAAAUAUCAUGGCUAGUGCUGCAUCCUACGCCGGAGGCUCUGGCGAUGCUGGCGCCUCCAAGAAGAAGAAGGGAAGACGGGACGCCGAUACCGCAGGUCAAAAACGACGUUGCAUCAGCACAGCUUGUAUUGCUUGCAGAAAGCGAAAAUCAAAAUGUGAUGGUGCCCUACCCAGCUGCGCAGCUUGCGCCAGCGUUUACGGCACCGAGUGCAUCUAUGACCCAAAUUCAGACCAUCGACGCAAAGGUGUCUACCGCGACAAAGUGGACAGCACCAAAGCGAAAGAGUCAACCCUGCAAGUGCUUAUUGACGCCAUUAUCAACUCGGGCGAGGAAGAUGCUCCCAGAAUCGCCAGGAAGAUCCGAGAUUGCGAUAACCUCGAUGUGCUUGCCCAGCAGUUCUUGAGAACUGACUUGGAGAGCACCGAUGGCAGUCUUGGCAAUACCGACGACGAACUUUACUUACCUCUGAAUGGUGAACGUGAUUUGGCGGGUAAAAUGGGCGAACUUCGCCUUGAAAAUGGCUCCGUCCGCUACAUUGGAGGAACGUCAAACCUUAUUUACUUGGGUGGAACGACACCGAGCGAUGGCUACUCGGAUCGCUCAACGCCACAAUCAUCCGGUGCCAUCGUGCCCAUCACAACCUGGACAGAGGUUACCAACGAUAUCAGCCUCAUCACUCACCUCAUGAACAUGUAUUUUGCUUACCAUUACGCCUACUUUACAACAUUGUCCAAAGAUCUCUUUUGGUCAGAUUUCAUGAAGGGCAAAGCAGAGAACGCCGCCCACUGCUCUUCACUCCUUGUCAAUGCAAUGCUAGCCCUCGGGUGCCAUUUUACGGACAUCCCCGGCGCAUAUGCUGUGGUCGGUGAUAACAGAACAAAGGGUGAUCACUUCUUCAAUGAGGCUAAGCGCCUGAUUGUUGAAAAUGAUUUGUUUGAGAGGCCACACCUGGUUACAGUCCAGGCUCUAGCGCUCAUGUCUGUUCGAGAGGCAGGCUGUGGGCGUGAAGCCAAGGGCUGGGUGUACAGUGGUAUGAGUUUUAGAAUGGCGCUUGACAUUGGUCUAAACUUUGAGAUGUCUCAAGAAAAGGAACCCAUGACGGACGAGGAAAUCGACGCCCGACGCAUCACCUUUUGGGGAUGUUUCUUGUUCGACAAGUGCUGGUCCAACUACAUGGGCCGCUUGCCACAGCUUCCCCGCAGCUCAUGCAACGUGCCCAAAUUUGACGUUUUCCCCGGCGAGGACUCCUCGCUCUGGAUGCCGUUGACUGAUAAAGGAUUUGAUGAGUCCUUCAAGCAGCCAGCCCGCACCCGCGCCGCCGCCCUUCAGCUAGCGAGUCUCUGCGAAAUCAGCAGUGACAUUCUGCGCUUCUUCUAUCACCCCAGUCAUAUUGGACGCACAAGUGGCAAGGGUGCUGAGCUGAAGAAACUAGGUGAACUUCACCAACGACUGGAGGAGUGGCAUAAAGAACUGCCUAAAGAAUUCGAGCCAAAGGAUGGGCAGCUGCCAAACGUUAUCCUUAUGCACAUGUUCUUCCACCUACAGUACAUUCAUCUCUUCCGACCAUUCCUAAAAUACGCGCCAAACGCCUCACCACUUCCCUCACAUGUUUCGCCUAGGAGAAUUUGUACCGCUAAUGCCGGUGCUAUCUCAAAGCUCAUGCGACUUUACAAAAAGACAUGGAAUCUCCGCCAGAUUUGCAAUAUUGCAGUGUAUAUGACUCACAGUGCUUGCACAAUUCAUCUACUGAACCUUCCAGAGAAGACAGCCAAGAGAGAUUUGAUCCAUGGUGUAAAGCAUCUAGAGGAGAUUGCUCAGGAUUGGCUCUGCGCGCGACGCACCCUGUCUAUUCUGAGUGUCUUGGCAAGAAAAUGGAAUGUCGAGCUGCCGGAAGAUGCCGCAGCGAUUCUGCAAAGGGCAGAUGACAAAUUUGGAUCGUACAGCACAUCCGAUGUGCCUUCACCUCGAUCAAGCUCUGGACGAUCAGCAACCGCAUCUGAAGAACUUACGCCGUCGGCAAUCAAGCAGGAAUUCAUCAACAGCAACAACAACGGCGCAUACAUGCUCUCGCAGGCGGCCCAACCAAGUAUCGAAAGUCGAUUGGAUCUGUCUCCCCAAGCGGCCAUGCGCUCUGGUAUACCAUCUCAACACGUCUCGUCGCACAGCUCACCCAUGCACGGCGGCUUCAGCCCUAUUGAUACAUGGAAUCAUCAAUCACCGCUACCAGUGACACCGGUGAGCCAUGGGACCCCCAAUUAUCCCAUGGCGAUGGCCCCGACGAGCAUGGUUGCCCCUCAUUCCCAUGUGCAAAUUCCAGACAUUACAAGCAAGGCUGCUAUGGACACCUCACAGUGGCUGUUAACGGAUAGUGCGCAGUGGCAACGCAACUUUGAGGGAUGGGACUUGAGCAUGCCAAACGCCGCAAACAAUAGCUUUAUGAUGGGCGAUAUGGGUGCUGGCCCAGCCAUGGGUCAGCUCGGACCUCGAGGAGCAGAACAUCAGCAAGGCUCAUCACAAGCCCCUAACGUACAUGGACAGUAUGCCCGGAAUGGCAUGGAUGACUACGAAGCUUCGUUGAGCUGUGGAGGUUGGCUUCCUCGACUUGACUAAAGCUACUUGAUUUGACAAGGCAUUGGAAGUGCAUUUACACUGGAGUAUCUACUGGUUGGAAUUUUGGUUUAAUCCCUAGUUUGGGAAUGGCGAAUAGACGCCGACUUGGGAAAGCAUGGUGACGUUUAUUUAUGGGUGGCAUCGAUGGGACCAUUGUUCCGUCUUCAAGUUUCUGUUUAUCUCCAUUAGCGCAGCAGAGAGGUUAUUUGCGUUUCAGACAAACGAUUAUAUAUAUGGUAUGUAAAGCACGUUUAGCGAUUUUAGAGCAUAUAGUUAGAGAGGGGAGCAUUUAGGUGAAAAGCGGAAGCAGUUACGAGCGAAUACACAUUUCUCAGACGUUUACAUAACGAUUACCAACCUUCUCUUCAUUACCCUUCUGUUACCAAGGUUACAAAAUCUGCCGAGUCAGGUAUGAGAUGUGCUUAUUCCAGGAAGUAGUCAGUUCAUCAAAGCGGAAAGGAAGGCAUGACGCCCGCCGCCUUUAUCCAGCAACAAGGAAGGCCAACAGGGAGAGGGUGUCUGUAGAUGGCAAACGCUGCUACCUACCAUAUAGACUAACGUCUCUAGCUGCAGUCCGAGUACACCAGCUGCUCCCUCGGGGCGUUAUCCGCUUUGAGAGCAACUGGUUAUUAGAGAGAAAGCUGAACUUGGAAGGGGCGGUUAAUCGGACCGUCGUCCGCAGUGCGAGCUGUGAAAGCCACCGGCCAGGAUGUCUUGUUCUUAGAAGGAGAAAGCAAGCCUCUUUUUUUGCUCCGGACAGACGACACGGCCGAGUCUCGGUGCACGGUACACCUUUUCAACGACUGACAGAUAGAAGCCGCAAUGGAGCCAAGGGGUGGCGACGGCAUGGUUGGACGGGAUAUUACUUUGUCCGUAACAGAAACGGCGAUGGGCUGCGGUCCAACCAUGCCGCCAAGGCCGCCACGCGGAUUUUGCAACAUUCUCGAAAAUAAAGACCACGAGAGAGAGCUGCAUGGUGGGUAGUGUUUCAUUACCAGCGCUAGCGUGCCUGCGAAAGCCGCCCAGUAUCAGCGUGCGUUGCGACAUCUCUCUGCAUCGGCUAAAGCCUUCCAGUUUCUCUCCUUGCUUUGCGGCGCCAGUGUGGAUUAGAUGGGUUGCCGCUAAGCAGGGAAUAGCGGCCACAUUCCGCCAUGAUUCAAUAUGCUAAGGACAGGAUGGAAAAGGAAGCAGGAGGCGCUUUUCCAUCCUGUCAGUCGCCCUGGAUGGCGAUCCAAAUGGAUUCUUCAACGUGGCACAUGGCCGCCCAUGCGCCGCCGCCCUUCUGUUUCGUGGGGGAACCGAUAGAAAAGCGCCGGGCGUUGUUGAAGCCAGUGGAGUUGCCGGUUUGCUUAGCGUCGGCGAUGAAGAACGCUGGUUGGGCGAAACGAGAGCGAGAGGACGCUAUGCCAUCGUUCUAGAAAGAUGCAGCUCGCCUCUAAAGCCUGCUUCUGGUGCCGAUAGUGGUGUCGGCAGUUCCGAGCGCACACUGCAAGGCUGCAGCACCAGCAGAGAAGCGCUGAGGGCUACUUUUUUGGUGUGUAAUACAGAUGGCUGGAUGGGUGGGGAGACAGACAUGCUGCUGGUUGCAUCAUUAAUUGAUCAAUGCAAGCAUUACAGAGAGUAUUGGAUCAAGUCGCCGUCUUGCGCGAGAGCUUAAACGAGAGGCGUCUGUUAGGCCACAUGGAUUUCCCACCCCCUGGCCAGUUCGGCGUUUGGGCGAUCUAAAGUCCGCUAAGCUUUGAGGUAAAUUAAAGAGG